Messenger RNA from Adineta ricciae, 342 nucleotides. The record is from the annotation of a GenBank genome assembly. Lineage: Eukaryota; Metazoa; Rotifera; Eurotatoria; Adinetida; Adinetidae.
AUGUGUCAUCGCUCAUUGUUACUUGGUGUUUUCGUUCUGUUGUUUGCUAACACCUGGUCACUUCGAUGCUAUGAAGGUAAUGGCACUCAUUGCAAACUAAGCGCUGAUUCCAAUGAGAUCAUUCCCGGUGUUGGUUAUCUAUGUAUCAGAUACAAUACAUGCGUACAAAUGACGGAUCUUUGUGACGACGCAACUCUGAAUUCUGACAAAUUUACUUGGCAAUACCUGAUAGCAGAUCAAGCUGGAUGCGACUACAUAAGUAAAGCAACGUAUACGGAUGUUACUUGUUGUUCUACAGAUCGAUGCAAUGCACCACUUGUUGGAAAAUGUUUAGAAAAUUGA